GCUACUAUAUUGGAGUAGUGGCAGGGGUGUGUGGGAGUAUUACAUAUCCUGCUUUGGCUGAGAGAGAAAAAGAGAUGGGGUCACUUUCUCCAAUCCGUUACCUGGUCCCCCUCCUCAUUUUGUGUACUAUAGUCGCUGGAUACGAUGAAGCAAACUGUGAGAAAAGAUCAAACAAGCUGUACUACACCUCUAUAUGUGACCUCCCUCUUGGUGCUUCCCUUGAUGAAUAUGACAAUGAGACGACUGUUUCGUUAAAUCUGACAAAAUGUGAUAAAGGUGCUGGUGAUCAAAAAGGCAGUGGUGUAUUUUAUGGGAUUAUGGUCUCACUUUUGGCUGCUCUUUCUUUUGGAAGCAUGUUUGUGCCAACAAAAAGGUUCAAUACAGGUGAUGGGAUGUACUUUCAAUGGAUGAUGGGUAUUGGUGCUUGGCUGGUUGGGCUAAUGAUUAACAUAUUCAUACUCAAGCAGCCCCCAUUCUUCUCCUUGAGCAUGGUAUCUGGUGUACUCUGGGCUACUGGUAAUAUAUUCGCUGUACCAUCAUUCUCUCUCAUUGGCAUUGGGAUCGGUCAGACUAUGCAGGGCAAUAUCAAUAUGAUUGGAGGAUGGAUCAGUGGAAGGUUUAUACUCUGUUCUCACAUUGGUAAUCAUAUUGCUAACACUGUUGGUGUUGUAUUGGUCAUUAUUGGUACAAUAUUGCUCUCACUGGUUAAAAGUGACGGUAAGAAAAAGUCCAGGAAGCAACUUUGUUCUUGUAUAAAAUGGAGUGGAGAAAGGAAGCCAUUGCUUCAAGACGGUGGUAUGUCAUAUGUGUCAGGUGAUGUCAAUACUGAUAAAGAGAAUGACGUAAAAAACGAGGAGAAAGGGGACAGUGCUGUCACACAGCAUCAAGAAAAUGAGCCCAAUAACUUUUUAAAGAAAUAUCAAUCAAAGUUAAUUGGAAAAGUCAUUGGACUGUCAUUGGCAUCCUUUUCUGGUCUCUUUCUUGCCUUCCAAUUUCUACCAGUUGAGUUUCUGAGACGCUGUCAGCAUGAAGCAUUCUCAUGCAAAGAGCUGGACUAUGCGUUUGGUUUAUUUACUGGUAUAUUGUUGACUAGUACAUUCUGGUUCGUACUCUAUUGUUUCUGUCUUAAAUUGAAACCAAAGAUCAAUCCAAAGCUAACUGUACCAGCACUGUUUAGUGGAGUCCUAUUUGGCAUAGGAAAUGCUGCCUGGCUUCUGUCUAACGAAUUUGUUGGUUUACCAAUAUCAUUCCCCAUUAUAACAGCAGGAGCAAGUAUGGUCAGUUGUGUAUGGGGAAUAGUUGUAUUCAGAGAAAUAACAGGUUGGAAAAACUUAGGUUUUUUCCUCUUCUCGUUCUUUUUUAUUUUAUCCGGUAUUAUAACAGUUGGGAUCUCUUUCAGAGGAUGAUGUAACAAUAAACUUGAAAGAGUGACUGUUAUAAUCUGUUCUUAUUAUCAUUGUCCAGUCAUUCUAUGUUUCGCACACCAGUUUGUCCUAAUUAUUUAUUCUAUUUUUAAUCUACAUAAUAAAGAAAUUAAAAUUGAA
Molecule: messenger RNA, 1544 nt
Organism: Amphimedon queenslandica
Lineage: Eukaryota; Metazoa; Porifera; Demospongiae; Haplosclerida; Niphatidae
Product: transmembrane protein 144-like
Exons: 11
Coding region: 75-1406 (443 amino acids)
Biological process (GO): carbohydrate transmembrane transport
Cellular component (GO): membrane
Molecular function (GO): carbohydrate transmembrane transporter activity
Source: RefSeq, a predicted model, not a curated record